Molecule: messenger RNA, 1485 nt
Organism: Raphanus sativus (radish)
Lineage: Eukaryota; Viridiplantae; Streptophyta; Magnoliopsida; Brassicales; Brassicaceae
Exons: 3
Coding region: 1-1485 (494 amino acids)
Source: RefSeq, a predicted model, not a curated record
AUGAAAGAUUAUCGGCCAAUCUCUUGCUGUAAUGUCAUCUACAAAGUCAUCUCGAAGAUAAUUGCUAAUAGGCUUAAGGUUACACUCCCAGAGUUUAUUGCUCUAAAUCAGUCUGCCUUUGUGAAAGUUCAGUGGAGCUUUCUGCUUAAAACAUUGGAAGCAAUGGAUUUCCCGGCAAAGUUGAUUCACUGGAUUUCUCUCUGUAUCACAACUCCUUCGUUUUCUGUCCAAGUGAAUGGGGAGUUAGCUGGAUACUUUCAAAGUGAGAGGGGUCUACGGCAAGGAUGUGCAUUAUCUCCGUAUCUGUUUGUUAUUUGUAUGAAUGUUUUGUCAAAGUUGCUGGACAAAGCUGCUGCAGAUCGCCAACUAGGAUAUCACCCGAAGUGUAAGAAUCUCGGGCUCACUCACUUAAGCUUUGCGGAUGACAUUAUGGUCUUUACAGAUGGAAGAGUUCGAUCAGUAGAAAGCAUUGUUGAUGUUUUCAAUUACUUUGGAAAAGUCUCUGGACUGAAGAUAAGUAUGGAAAAAUAUUUUGCUUCAGGGAAGCUGCCGCGAGGUAACUUCUGGUCUCUACCUGAUGCAACCACGACUGGUUCUUGGAUGUGGAGAAAAAUACUAAAAUAUCGUGAUAAGGCGAAGGAUCUGCAAAGGAUGAAUGUUGGAGACGGCACUGGAACCUCGUUCUGGUUCGAUUCCUGGUCGCCUAUGGGUAGACUACACGAUCUCUUCGGGCCCCGAGGAUGUAUUGAUAUGGACAUUCCAGUAAACUCCACGGUUCACAAGGUUAUGACUAACACAAGAAGGCGACGGCAUCGACUUGAUAUUUUUAAUGAGCUUGAAACACUUAUUGCGAUGCAAAGGGAGAAGAUGACGCUGAUGCAGGAUCAGUCCCUUUGGAAACAUGGCAGUGAUAAGUUCAAACCUGUUUUUGUCACGAAGUUGACCUGGAAAUUAACUCGGAAACAUGAGCAACCAGUCGCAUGGUGGAAAGCGAUAUGGUUCCAACACUGUACUCCGAAGUAUGCUUUCUUACAUUGGAUUGCAGUACACAAUAGGCUGUCGACAGGAAACAGAAUGCUUGCUUGGAACGCUAGCGUGAAUCCAGCAUGUGCUCUCUGCCAUGACCCCUUGGAAACUCGGGAUCAUCUAUUUUUUGAAUGCGCCUACUCAUUGGAGGUCUGGUCACUCUUAACGUCUGGUCUGUUGCAGGCAAAUUUCACUACAAGAUGGUCAGAAUUAAUGGACCUGAGUAUGGACACCAGUCGAGGUCUACUUGAGACUUUCCUUACAAGGUACACCAUCCAAGCCACAAUAUAUUCACUGUGGAAAGAAAGGAAUGACAGGAGACAUGGGGCUACACCUGAUACAGCAGCAACACUUGCGAGAAUGGUGGAUCGACAAGUUCAAGAUCGGUGCUUAGCGUUUCGCCAACAGGGAAACUUCAAACUGGCAGCAGGACUAUCUCUGUGGUUUGCCACAAGAUGA